Molecule: messenger RNA, 316 nt
Organism: Drosophila busckii
Lineage: Eukaryota; Metazoa; Arthropoda; Insecta; Diptera; Drosophilidae
Product: male-specific sperm protein Mst87F-like
Exons: 1
Coding region: 124-291 (55 amino acids)
Source: RefSeq, a predicted model, not a curated record
UUUCAUUUGUAUUCCCUUUUCGGACGUAGCAACACCUACUCUACUGCUCUCAGCGCCGGCUUUAGUCGCACUAACUAAAAAUUCCAUUUUGCAUUCAACAAACGCGGCGUGUGCUUAAACAAAAUGUGCGGAGGUUGGGCGUGUGCCUCUUAUGGAAUUGCCUGCAACAAUCAUCGUCUGUCUACCAUUCGGUUUACGGGUCGUUGCUUUGCGCCUACCCCAUGUGGUAUAUGUGACAAUUGUUCCGCAUGCGGUGGCUGUUGCGGCGGCGGCGGCUGCUGUGGCUGGUAGCAGUAGUUCCACUUGACGUUGACCC